CCGAUGCCAUACCCGUUACCUCAACCUCGAUCCACCGUACCUAUUCCCAUCCCAUCUCCAUUUGACUCUCAUUCAUCCAGACAGCCUAGCGGAUUGUCAAUCAGGAUGGCAAGGGAUUCUGACGUCGCGGCACGGGAGCCUGGGCUUUCCCGAUCAGUGUCCCCCGAGAAAGCUUCCAAGUCAUCUAGCCGCUCUGUGUCUCCCUCCUCUCGACCGGUUCAAAUCAGGCACAAGUCGUCUUCCGUCUACGAAUCCAAAUCGAAGGACCAAAUCGCUACCCGCCAGAUCCUCGGUCACGGUAACGAUGAUCAAAGCAAUAAUGAACGCUGGAAGGCCAAGUUAUAUGAUAUACUUGACAGUCCAGCGACGUCUUCCUCGUUGCACUCAAAUAUGUCCUCGCGCUCAGAUCAGUUCAUAGAGCCUCUACCAACUCACCUCAUCUCCCGCCCAUCAUCCUCUAAUUCACGUUCUCACACUCCUCCUAAACUCCCACUCGCCGCGCAGCAUUCUUCCUCUUCUCUUAGUGUACAUAUGGACGCCUCAACACAUAGACCUCCUAGUGUCUCGCAUGCCAGCAAGGCUGCUUGGCAGCUGGAAAACGAAAAGCGAGAGAGAGAACGCGAAAGGGAGCGGGAAAGAUUGCGCCAGGCGCCCUCCAACCCCAGCUCGCUCAAGGAUACCACCAUGGUUUAUAGUAGUACCGGAGAAUAUCGCCAGCGGCAUGGAAGCGGGAAGGGUAAUGUGGCAAAAGCGCAUGGCGUCUGACUUCAAUUUAUUCAUAUAUCAGCUUCGAACACUUGAUUUGGGCUGUCGCUACGCGAUGUUGGAUUCACUGUGUUGGGUUCACCUGGAGCCUAUCGUCCACUUGUCUAGUAUUUUGUUUAUCAUGCACUGUGAUUCGAGCGAGUAGUUUGUACAGCGUGUGUACUUAUAGUGCUGUGUUACGCCUCAGAUAUGUAUUGUGUUCUUUGCAAGGCACCAC
This is a messenger RNA of Serpula lacrymans var. lacrymans S7.9, 982 nucleotides long. RefSeq lists its product as uncharacterized. The transcript has a single exon. The coding region runs from base 106 to 765 and encodes 219 amino acids. Lineage: Eukaryota; Fungi; Basidiomycota; Agaricomycetes; Boletales; Serpulaceae. The record is from RefSeq and is a predicted model, not a curated record.